Molecule: messenger RNA, 7087 nt
Organism: Bombus terrestris (buff-tailed bumblebee)
Lineage: Eukaryota; Metazoa; Arthropoda; Insecta; Hymenoptera; Apidae
Product: cell adhesion molecule 2
Exons: 5
Coding region: 1305-2204 (299 amino acids)
Biological process (GO): synapse organization
Cellular component (GO): neuron projection membrane
Source: RefSeq, a predicted model, not a curated record
AUCUGCCACCGAAUCAAGACGUGGUGCGUGUCGCGUCGUCCUAUAUACCAUGUCGCGCAUAUAGACGCGAAAUUUUUCUCGAGAAAAUUAAUAUUUUGUUUCGCGAAUCGAACCUCUCGUGAAAAUGAAGAGAAAUCGCGUGGCAAUCGCCAUCGGAACGUAUCUUCGCGUUUACUCGUCGUGUGAACAAUGUGAAUCGUGUGUAGUAAAGUUUUGAUCGAACGAAAAACGAAAUAUUGCUGCGAUACUAUCGUAAACAGGCACGUGCGACGAUGUUAAGAUCAUUCUUCAAGGAACGUUACAUUAUACUUCGGUUAUUUUAGGCCCUAAACGGGGCCAGUUCGCGAGAAGAAUCUUUCCGCCGUUUUCAUGACGCUUUUGACCGAGAUACACGGAGAUAUCAAGUGCAUCGAACUUUCGGUCGGUUAACACCGAAAACGGCGAUAAAGCCGCAAAAUCGAGAAGAUACGUUGUGAAGCAUGGUUAACGACAUUCUUCGUUCCCGUGGAUAGAGUGAUAAAUGGCGUUCUCGUUUAAUAGGAACGCGAGAACUCUUCGAAGGAAUUACGUCCGCGAGCACAUCACGGCCUAGCUCCCCUCAUCAUGGAAUAAACAUUGAAUUUUCGACUUUUGUCUUAAUUCGGCAAUCGCCGGAAUCUUCCUUCCUUGACGCGUUUUCGGAGCAAAGAACUAUUUCAAGAAUCGAUAUCCCCGAUUGGAAGCUGCCUGGUGUCCAGUUGCCAGGUGUAGAUCGCAGCAGAAACAGAUCGAAGCGUGCAACGUAUAUUCGAGGAUCGUUGAAAUAAUUCGACCGCCGCGUCCCAACAAGUUUUCCGCGAUACGAUCACGGGAAAAGUUUCCACGAAACGUUUCGGACGCGCGUUUUCUUUUUUUUCUAUCGUGACGAGUGAAAGGUGGUAGUGUUGGAACUAUAGCAUCGACCGCCGGCCAGCAGAGUGUGUGUGUAUUUAUUUUCGACUUAUUUCCGCGCAAUCAUCGAAAACGUCCUAUGGGAAACGUGAACGAAAACAUUGGGCGUCAGGAGAAUUGGUCGAGCAAACGAGUCGUGGUGUCGGAACGAAUGAAAUUGAACUAAUCUCGCGUGACCCUCGGGUCACCGAAUCUCGUGGCGUUUAUUGGACGUCAAGAGUAUACACCGUUUUCGUGGAAUGUCAACACGAUCGCGAUAGGAAUUUGCCGCGUGGUGCUAGCAUGACAGUGGAUGGACGAUGUGCUGUCAUCCAAUGAAGAGGAUGUGAAUCGCUUUAAUAUCAAAGUGAACGCGUCACCAAAUAGUCGCGGACAUGGCUUUGAGGUGGCAGGCGAGGCUGUCCAUUGCUGCCAUACUCUUUAUGUGUACAGAAGAUACACUCAGUUUAGGAGAUCGUACGAUAAACAACAUGGAUCGACACGCGGGUCAAAAUAGACCGCGAAACCAGUUGUUGGCAGAUCCUUCCGGGCUGAAAUCAAAGGUGGAACCUACGUUCGACCACUCGCAGAACACCAACGUGACAGCACUAAUAGGAAAGACCGCUUAUCUCACGUGUAGAGUUCGCAACCUGGGCGACAAAACCGUAUCCUGGGUGAGGCACAGAGAUAUUCACAUUUUAACGGCAGGGGCGUAUACCUACACGAGCGAUCAGCGAUUCCAAGCGCUUCACAGACAAAAUACAGGCCAAAAUAGCGAAUGGUCUGAAUGGACUCUUUGCAUAAAGUGGGCGCAAGAGAGAGACCAAGGGCUCUACGAAUGUCAGAUCUCCACUAUUCCCGUCAAGUCGCACCAAUUUCGCUUAAACGUUGUCGUACCGACAGCGACGAUACUCGGAGGUCCAGAUCUGUACGUUGGCGCAGGCAGCACGAUAAACUUGACGUGCGCCAUACACUUCAGCUCGGAGCCACCAGCCUUCAUCUUUUGGUACUACAAUGAGAACGUUUUGAGCUAUGACAGUCCCAGGGGCGGCGUCUCGGUGAUAACCGAAAAGGGUAGCGACGUCACCACCUCUUGGCUUCUUAUCCAGACGGCGCAACCCUCGGACUCUGGGGAGUACAGCUGCAAACCCAGCAACGCCAAUACGGCGUCCAUCAAAGUUCAUGUCCUAAAUGGCGAGCGACCAGAAGCGAUGCAGACCGGAACGGCGGGACCUAUUUUAUCCUCCAGCUGUCUUUUGGUGUCUCUGAUCAUUUUGUACAUAUCGUCGAUGUAAAUGAACGUCGAAUGAAACUAAUCACCGUCACUGCUACCACUCGUACGAUUAAGCGGGCAAGACACUGUAACGACAUACAAAAGUACAUAUUAGGGGGAAAAUUUGGGAAUUUUUACGAAGCAAAUGACGGGAGUAAAUCAAUUUAUAGUUUAUCGCGGUUACUAUGUAUACGGUUAAACAAAUUUCUCCAUCCAUUUUUUGGAUUCCCCCCCAGGGGAAAACAAAAAUAUUUAGAAAGUAUAAGCCUUCGUUUAUAGCUCCAUGUAGGCGAAAAAUAACAAAAUAGCAGCAUGGUGAAAGAAAUGUUGAACUUCUGCGAAAAAAUUGAACGACUUCGCUGAUGAGAAACAGGAAAGGAACUAUAAUCAAAAGAAGCCGCGCGUGGGGCCAUAGACGAUAGGUUUUUCCUGCGAUAAUUUUCAUAAUUUUCCACGUAUAGUUUCUUCUUAUAGUCGAAACAUAGAACAUCGAUAUUUUUACAGUGUCCCUUUACAGUGUCUUCUGCCCCUUAAACAGAGCUCGAGUUUGUCAGGCCACAGUCGCGUUGAGAUCGCGCUACUGUUUGCAAAAAUCAAUGGGACUGGGAACGAAUCGAUCUACGAAUUUCGCGUGUCUAUUUAAUAGCAUCGUGCUCGAGAUAUGGAAUAUCACGAACGCAAUGUAACUAUUCGCACUGGCGAGUCGUUACUCCGACAUAGUUUACAACUUUCACGUUCGAUCGUAUGUUUGUACCUGUCAGUGAGUCGCAUUGGCGCUAAUUUUGGUCAUCCAGUUCUGGUCAACAACAGCUACAAAGGUUUCCCGUCGUCUCGUUGUAAAUGCAAGAAUAAAUGUCGCGGAACGAGCACAGAUCUUCCCGAACGGCGUCGCGGUCGUCACAAUCGUUCGUAUUUCAUCUCGUUGGUUACCACUGAUAGCGUGCGAUCCGUAUACGAUCGCAACGAGGGAACGAUGGAACAAGUAACGUGGAGAAAACGCCGCGUUACACGUUCCCCGAUAAUCGGCGUAUCGAGAUUUAAUGUGUUUGUAUGUGCCGAGAAUGCUGGAAUAUAUUGUAUGUUGGUCGAAAAGCGUAUAGUUAGAAGAACGUCGACGCUAAUACCGGAGGUAAAGAUGCUAUGCCAAGGAAAAGUUGGUUCCGUUGGAAAGGAAACAAAGGGGAUUCGAUAAGCCACAGUGAGAGAAAUCGAUUUACGAGAGGUGUAAAACCGAGAAACAACCAUCCCGCGGCACGCUCCACGACUGGUCGAAUCUACGAAAUGCAGGAUGCGCGAGACAGCAUUCACGAGGAAAUAAAACGUGACUCGAUUGCAAGAUCUCGUGCUUCCCCUUUUCGAGGAUCGAGGACGCACGGCUAUCCAGUUGACGAAAGUAAUACAGGAGAAAUGGAGCAGCGGUCUCGAAAACCGUUGAUUAAUCGAUGAGACGGAUUCGCCUUUUCGUCGCGUCACAUAGAACCACAAGUGAGACAGGUAACACGCGUUAUACGUCGAAUCGUCUGGUGAUUUUUAACGAGCUGCCGCGUACCCGGCAAGUAUAAACGUUAAAAUUCGAGGAGAAAAUAUCGUCGUUCCGCGUGACAGCUACACGCGUGAUACGAAUGUUAAUAUAUCUCGGGGCGAGCGCAUUACGGCUACCGCGGCUGAACGUGAAUCAUUGUGGCGUGUCGGACGAAAAACGCUCGCAAAUCCCUUCCAGCCGAUUAACAGUCAGAAACGCAAACAUUUCUCGAUUGAAAACAAUUACGGGGAAUUAUUGUUAUCGAUCCAGUCGAAAUAAUCGUUGCGCUUUGAGCUAGCGGAAUUCACGACGACCAGUCGCGUUCUAAUUUCCAAACGUUUACGAUGUUCGUUUAUAAAGCUUAUCGAUUCGUGUCAACCGGGGAAUAUUCGAUGAAUUAACCGGAUGAUUUUUAGCUCGCCCUGUACAAACGGAUUCCAGCUUUUAAACGAUUUUGUUCGUGCCUCUGUGAUUAUCCGUUGACCAAUUUUACUUCGAACGCAAACUUGUUUAAAAUUAUACGAAACAUUUUACUCCGACAAUAGACUCGUAAACGAAGGACAAGUUUUGUAAGCAAAAGUCGAAUAAACAAAAUGCGUUUCGUUCCGAGGAAUUAUUAGGCGUUAUUCGUAUCGAAAGCGCUCGACGACGAUAGUUUCGGAAGCGAUCGUAGCGAAACCAGGAGUCGGACGCAAGAAAUUCUGCGACGUUUGAUCGAUCUGUCUUUACGGUCGUUACACGUCGUAACGACGUCGUCUGGACAAACGCGAGCGGAAAGCGAAAGACAGUGGUUCUCCGGAUGCGACUACACGGAACAUAGCUGGACGUUCGGAUUGAAAGCUAACACAGCUGGCAAACUACGACGCGACGGACGAUGUCGCUCGCUGGAUCUGUCUGUUUGCCGUUGGUUGAACGGGUAUUAGCGUCGACGACCAAACACGAGAACCUGUACAUAGCGUCUGUAUUAUAAAUUGUGGCCGGGUGAUGAUAGUUACACGCCGACGACGCGAGCGUAAAUGCGUGCACACGCGUUGCGUGCCACGCGGUAUUCUGCCUCGUCACGGCGCUCCGACUCUCUCUCUCGUCUGAACACCGGUGUGCUGGAUCUAGUAAUCGCGUUUACCGCGUGAAAAUCGAGUUUCGCGGCCGAAGUGGUUCCGUGUGAACGACCCACAAACUGUACGUGCGAACCUGCGUCAGGUUUCGUCGGUGUGGCUUAAUUAUCGGACGCCAGAUCAUCGCUAAUAUUCGGAUUUUACUCGCGAAUCGUCGAGAAUGGCGCACGAAAAAGCGAACUAUCGAAAGCAAUAAGUCGAAUUUUUGAAAGUAAGCGGUGAUCUUGCUUCGUUUUCCACGCAAUCGAAGAGUUUCGUUAGACUAUUCCGUCGUUCAUCCUGAUCGAUGAUCUGCAAACUCUGUAUGUAUGUAUCCCGAACUUUUAGACGACUUUCCCCCCUAAGACCUAUGAAUCUUUUUACUACUGUGUACAUUUUUCCUUCCUUUCAAAGGCUUCCCGUCGACUCUGCGUACGUGACGCCGUAAAAUGGCUCUGUCGUCUACACACGUAAUUAUAAGCAGCCGCGUUGAGAUUGACGGAUCAUCGUUCUGGACCUACUUCGUUCGCGAAAUAAAACGACGACAAUUUUCACUUUCUAUUUGUGUGUGUUUCCAUGUGAUAUCCUCGCAGAUACCCGAUGAAAGUAUCGCGCGGAUCGUUCCUCGCGUCCAACACGAAUCGAAUCUCCCUCACAUUUUUCUGUUCCUACCACGGUGGCGAUUCUUUCCUCCAACUUGGAUUAGAUGCGCGCGAAUGGUCGAAAAAGUCGAAAGGGGUCGAAGCGAAGAGAGGGAACGAGGGACGGCUAGAGCUGAAACUCUAGCGGAGCUAGUCAACGAUCCGGAAGUUUUUCGAGGGUGAAAUGGAAGUUCCAGUCGAUACACGUGCGGCCGACGAAACGGAAUGUGGCCUCGUUCGCGUACACUCGAGAGAAUAAUUGCGUGGACCUUAGGGGGAGCAAAAGUUUCGGGAUUUUUCUUCGCCUUUAGCGGAAACUACGUGAAACGGAUAGGUCGCGGUCCAUUAAGCAGCAUCGUAGACUCGAUCUCACCUCGCGAAUCGCGUUUACCUCUUGCGCGUUCGCGAGCAACCCAACCAUACGUUAUUUUAUUUUCGUUCUCGUCCUUUCUUUAUUUGUCCUAUUGUUAAUAGCGUUUCGAAGUUAACUUACGAAAUUCUAUUACGCGCUGGCCGAUGUACUCGACCGGUUGUUUCUAAAACGAGAAACACGUUGAGACGUUGCUGAUAAUCUCGUCCGGUAAUUUCCUUCGCUUAUGUCGCGUUGUCACUUCUGCGAUAAAUCGUUUUAGAGUUUUGGAAAGGAAAGAAUCUUAUUUCGUUCCGAAUCGUUGCAGGCUAUAGUAAUUGAUAGUCGUAUAAAAAGAUAAAAGUUCUCGGGGGACGACUUAGAGUCAGCGUUUUAAAGGAAAUCGAUGAACGGUGAAAGACGGCACUUCGAGGUCAGUCCGCGCAUCGAUGUUCCGCGAGUUUCUCGAAGUCGAAAUGUCGCGCUUUGCGUAGCAUAUGAAACGUGAAACGAGGUAAACGCUGCAUUCCGUCGGGACAAACGGGAAACGAAAAGAAAGAGAAACGCGUCGAAACAAACUGCGGAUUCUGUUCGUUCCGACUGGACAGGCUCGUCGCGAAUUGAAUUGCGCCUGCGAAUAGAAUUCGAUUUGGGGGGUUGUCACAUUCCGCUGGUCGGCUUCGAUUUUGCUCCCCUGACUGUGUACAAAUUGCUUUACCCUUGUGCCGGCCACUUUGUUCCGGUAUUCGCGGUCUUCUCAUCGCUCCUCAGAGAAAAAGUGAUAUCGCGAUGCUAGCAUAAACUGUGGAAAAAGGACAAAAUACGAAAGGACGGUGGUAGCGACCGCGGCUCUGCGAAAACGCCGCACUUGAUUCUUCCCCGAUUCUCUUUCGACGCGAUUCGACUCGUUUCGCGAUGCACGCGUUACCGCGACGAACGACGCCGUGUACUUUGCGUGUCUUCGACACGACAGACUAGCCGAUUAAACGAAAAAUUCACAAGCGAACAAUUCGCUACAUACAGCGAAACGGCCAUUCGGCGGUGCAAGCGAUUACCAAAAAUAAAGAAGAAAAAAUGAAGAAACGAAAACGGCGCGUCGUAGACACACUUGGCAGCCUGUAGAUUUUAAUCGACGAUACUAAACGAGAGCGUAUGACGCAAAUGCGAACGAAUUAAACAGAGGGAGAAGAUAAACCCUGGAAGAAUCUGUAAUCGCAGUGAUAUCGUUAGAUUAGAUAGGUAUAUUAUUGUACAUACUAUAAUAUUACGAUGUUUAAUAAAUAAAAACGUUGAAAGGAA